This is a messenger RNA of Gadus chalcogrammus (walleye pollock), 726 nucleotides long. RefSeq names its product complement component 1, q subcomponent-like 4 (gene c1ql4a). Lineage: Eukaryota; Metazoa; Chordata; Actinopteri; Gadiformes; Gadidae. The record is from RefSeq and is a predicted model, not a curated record. The transcript is spliced from 2 exons. The coding region runs from base 7 to 726 and encodes 239 amino acids. Gene Ontology annotation, molecular function: protein binding.
GUGGCCAUGGUGCUGGUACUGCUGGUGGCCAUCCCCCUGUUGGUCCACACCACCAAGGGGGGCGGAGCCGGCAGCCACUUUGAAAUGCGGGGGAGCUGUAAGACGGUGUGCGACCACUACCCGACCUCUCUGGCGGGCCAGGAGCUGGCGGCGGUGUCGCCCCCCCCUCAGGACUUCUCCUCCGGCCGGCGGUCCAGGAGCGGCCUCCGGGGCCCGCCGGGGAGCCCCGGCCCGGCGGGAUCCCAAGGACCCCCCGGAGAGCCGGGUAAACCGGGGCCCCAGGGGCCUCCGGGCCCGGGCCCCGGGGGCUACACCGCGUCUCUGUACAGUCCAAAGAUCGCCUUCUACGCCGGGCUACGCAAGCAGCACGAGGGCACGGAGGUGCUGAAGUUUGACGAUGUGGUGACCAACGUGGGGAACUACUACGAGCCCAGCACGGGGAAGUUCACCUGCCCGCUGCCAGGGGUGUACUACUUCACCUACCACGUGCUGAUGAGGGGGGGCGACGGCACCAGCAUGUGGGCCGACCUCAAGAAGAACGGACAGGUGAGAGCCAGCGCUAUGGCUCAGGACGCGGACCAGAACUACGACUAUGCCUCCAACACGGUGAUCUUGCACCUGGAUGUGGGCGAUGAGGUGUGGGUGCAGCUGGACGGGGGCAAGGUGCACGGAGGGAACACCAACAAGUACAGCACCUUCUCCGGCUUCCUCAUCUACCCUGACUGA